UUGAGCCUCUAGCAAGCAGCCGACACAGAAAGGCAGAAAAAGGAGUAAAAUAGAGCAACCUAACGUGACGAAACAGGGCUAUGUCCGCUAGAACCAAGUUUAUUUGAAACAACGAAGGCUGGACACGGUGGAACGACCUGGGGACAGUGAAGGAGACGAGGGAACAGCCAUCCAAGUGCCUCGGAUACCCGGACCUACAAGUCAUCUUUUUUGACCGGAGUAGGAAGGAAGAGUCGAGUCGCCGACAGGAAAACACAUUCAGAGUGAAACCAUGAAUCCUGAAUAUGACUAUUUGUUCAAGCUCCUGCUCAUUGGAGACUCUGGAGUAGGAAAGUCCUGUCUUCUGCUGCGCUUUGCUGAUGACACCUACACAGAGAGCUACAUCAGCACCAUCGGUGUGGACUUUAAGAUCCGCACCAUUGAGCUGGAUGGCAAGACCAUCAAACUACAGAUUUGGGACACUGCAGGUCAGGAAAGGUUUCGUACCAUCACUUCCAGCUACUACCGCGGAGCCCACGGCAUCAUAGUUGUAUACGACGUGACAGAUCAGGAGUCCUAUAACAACGUCAAGCAGUGGCUUCAGGAGAUUGACCGCUACGCCAGUGAAAAUGUUAACAAGCUUCUGGUGGGCAACAAGUGUGAUCUGACCACUAAGAAAGUAGUGGACUACACAACAGCCAAGGAGUUUGCUGACUCUUUGGCCAUCCCCUUCCUGGAGACAAGCGCGAAGAAUGCCACCAAUGUAGAGCAGGCUUUCAUGACCAUGGCCGCAGAAAUCAAGAAGCGCAUGGGCCCCGGGGCCACAGCCAGUGGAGACAAGCCCAACUUAAAAAUUGAGAGUACCCCUGUCAGGCAGUCUGGAGGGGGCUGCUGUUAAAGGAACCAUUGCCCGUCACCAUCCUGACCAUCACCUCCACCAUCUCCACUUUUUUCUCUCUUUGUGCAUCCUCCCAUUAUCUCUGCCACUCCCACACCCCACCAUUCCUCCAUAACACCCAGUCAUUCACACCCCCUGACUAACCCUCUAUCGGCCUGCCUGGAGAUCAAGGGAUGGUUGGCCAAAACAGAGGAGCAACCUUUAAGAAUGUUAAGAUCAGGAAUUUGCCAGGGUUAAAUCAUGCCUGCACAUCCACCAAACAACAGAGAGAAUCUGUGAGGGAGGGACAGAAACGGACACACCCUUGUACUUCUAUCCUUGUGAGGACAUAAUCCUAUCCUUAACUUCACAACGGAAUGUUUAACCCUUACCCUUAUGCUGACCCAACCCAAAACCAAGUCUUAACCCUAAAACAGCCCUUUGAAGUUCUGUCUGAAAGUGCGGAAGGGCCAAAAUGUCCUCAUUUUCCCAAAAAAUCCUCACUCCUUCGGUCUAAAACUCAAAUUGUUUCUCACAAAGAUAGCUGUACAAGUGUACACACACACACACACACACACACACACACUCACACUGUAGCAGGGUGGCAGCAGUUAAAGAGAUUCAAGCCUUUUGGCUAAACACCUCCUCAGGCUGUCUCUUUGCUGAUCUCAUCUUACAGCAACCCCACAACAUAUUUACCUGCACAAACAAACACACACACACACACACACACACACACACACACAUAAACAUACACAUAUGUGCAGUAUACUUGACUCACACACUGUAGAUGCUCGGUACACAGUAGGAUGUGUUCCUGAAUAGCUGCAGCCUUCUAAUAGUGACUCAUCAUUGCCAGUUAUUGAUGAAGAUCCAGGGAAAGCCCCUUCAGUGAGCCUCUACCUCCAUCUGCGCUCUUCCCAGCUUCCAUUCUCACUCCUAAGGUGUGUUCAGACAGAAUGCAUUAUGUCACUCUCGUGAAUUAGACCCCAAACAGCCAAUGUACCAGCUGUAGUGACGCUUCCUGUAAGCUAGCUAGAAGUGGACACACUGACUGUGUGUACAUGUGCGUGUGUGUGUGAGACUCAGCCUGUGACUGAAUUCAGAACUCAGCAGGAACUUCCUUUUUUUCUUAUUUCCCUCCAGUUUCUGGAUGUUUGUGAAGUAGAUUCUUAAGGCUCUGGGAUAAGCCUGAAGUUUUUGCUCACGUUGAAACAUUUUCAACUCCCAGAGAGUGUCUUUGCCUCAGUGUGUGCCACCUCAGAUGCAUUUGCAUCUAUUCAUGACUACUCAAGUCUUUCCAUUGACUUUGAAUGCAAUUGCGCCAGCUCUGAAGCUCACCUCAGGUUCUAUCUGAACACACCUUUAUGUUCUCAAUAUGGUUCAAACAUACCUGGAGGUGCUGUAUACAGAUUAGUCAUGUAGUUGUGUGAAGAAUGAGAAAUGACAGCUUGCUUUCCCAGCCCAUUUCACACAUGAUGAAGCAUGCCGGAGCCUUUCAUGCCUAGUCACAUCAGAAAUUAGCAAAGCACAGUUUAUUUCGCAUCCUCGCAAAAACAAGCUAGGUAGCAUAGUGAUGACUUUUGGGGCUGGUUAGCACGAUACAUGGGCUGAUGGGCCAACAUCUAAGCAGUCACAGUUAUCAUUUUUCUCAUGAGAUGACCACCAUUGUACUGUCGGCUUCUGGAUGGUACAACACAAUUAAUAUGAUAUGAUCUAUUUUGGACUCUUUGGUCUCCUCAAACAUCAGAAAUCCUGAGAUAGCAUGUGAUUGGUCAAUGAUGCGAUUUCACAUGUCAAAAAAAUUCACCAAAGUUGAACAGUGGAAAAGCUUUGCGCAGAUUUGAUUUUCUGCAAUUCCAUUGAAAUACACUGGCUUUGGCUCAAAAUGUUGCUGUUAUAUAUGCUGGUGUGUCCAGGCCCAUUGUCUGAACCGAUAAUGAGAUCACAUACUGGGGAAAGAGCUACAUGCAAAGACAGGUUGUAGUUAAUUUUGACGGAAGCAUUGACCAAGGGAUUCCUAAACCAAACUCUGUGCUCAACACUUGAGGUAGAAGAGUACCGCUGGCGGGUCGGUUGAUUACACAUGUAGACAUCCGAGCUGGGAUGGAGGUGGUGGCAGUGAGAACUGCAAUAUAUUUUUUUUUUUUUUUUUUUUAGUCUUCAGUCUUCGAAGGAAUAAUUUCAUAUGUAAAAGAAAGAAAUGUGAUAAAAUGCUGUAACAUUUAGCAGGGUGACUUCCUGGAAUGACACUAAAUAUUACAGUUCAAGAGCAGAUAACACUGCACACAGAUGACGAGGCGUGAAAACAUGACAGGAGUUGACUCAGACAAACAGAAGCCAUUGGCAAUAUUCUGCAUUGAUCUUACGAUUACUGUUUUGUUAUUGUUGUAAAUUCAUUGUUUUUAUUUUCUCAUCGAUACUCCUGAUAAAGGCUCUUGUACAACUAGCUUAAACUCUCUUGUUCAGUACGUCACAGGUAGGUUUUAGGAUGUGUUUUAAUUCUGGCUUGUUUGCAGAUGAAGCUGACGUAGAGAUGUGGUGUGGGUGUGUCUGUGGGCUGAGGGGGUGGAGUCUUACAAAAGCUGCUGUUCCUUCCCUGACAUCAUCCUGUUUGUGUGUGACACAUGAUUCACAUCCAUCUUUUAUGUCCAUGUGUGUUUCUGGUUCCUUAUCAGAUGCUUUAAUGCUCCAGUUUGUGCCACCUGUGUGAUCCAUUUUACAUUAGAGUCCUUUCUGAGAGCUUGCCGAGCUUUCUGCAUUGUUGAAGACAUGUCCAUAAUCCUGUGGACAUGGACUCUGAGAGAUUGAUCCCCAAUCCUUUGAAAAAUUUGAGAUGCUUCUUAAGAAAACCUGUUCAUCUGUGAUUAAUGAUCUGUCACAGCUUGUGUUGGAGCGUGAAAUUUCACUUCUGACCUCAAAAUAAUCUUAACUCAAGGUCCAUUUCCAGAGCUUUCACUGUCGUUAUCAGUGGAAGCUCUGAGAAAAGGCUAGUAAAUGGACCUUGAGUUAAGAUUAUUUUGUCAUAGUCAGUGUAUUUAUUGUGUGGUUUAUGUCACUAAAGUGAAUCUUAUCAUUGCCUACAUCUCAAAUGUAAAACAAUGUCAUGUAGGGCUGGGUAUCAUUUCAGUUGUAUCAGUAUUGUAUUUUGCCAGUACUGCUAAUGCAAUACUGUAGUUUUGGUACAGAUCCUGUGGAGGAAACCUUCUACUAAGUGGUUAACAUGUUUUUGUCAACCUAGUGAAAAUUAUAAAAGGAGAGAAUGAAUUGAUGGAAACUUCCGGUCUGUGCCAAAAUGCACUGAGGUUUCAUACUUAGCCCUGAUUACUGAAGAGGAACAAACUGGAGCUCAAAGUUUCCCCUCAUUGCUGUACGAGACAUUUAUAUAAACAGGUUUGAUGAUCUCUCUGGUUCAGACUUAGGCUGCCCGUCCUGACUGCCAAUGGUUGGCAUAGUAACAGUGAAAUCAGAGACAGGUAUGAGGCUGUUGACAUGCCUCGAGCUCUGAGCGGCUCUCGGCUUCUCAGAACUGUGUUAGGUCUCAGCAGUAUUUCCAGGGAAACUACAAGGAAUGUGAGGAGAAGAGCAUCCUCCUGCCGUUUUACAGGGGCCUCUACAAUGAAGGAAACAAUCUGUGAGGCCUCGUCAAGCUGAACUACAACUUUUUACCUUGUUUUCCAAAGAAUUUAAACAUUUGGUGACAUAUACAUCUAGUCACACUUUAAAGGAUGAACAUACUGCACUAGAUUUGCAUUAGGGCCUUUUAAGAACUCACUCUUUUAUUUGUUUUAGUUUUCUGUGGUCUUGUCAGGUUCAUCACUUGUGUUUGGGGCGUCUGGAGGCUCAGGGACUGACUGGUCUUGGUUUGUUGACCGGAUAUGAAUUCCCAACUCUCCCCUCCAGCUAACCAUGUUGCUGCAGCUUGAUGAAUUCCUCAAGAUCCUCCCUGACUGGCCCCUCCACUCAGAUAAGAGAAUCUCACCCAGUCUUUGGUUGCUUGUCAGCAUUUCAGGUACCACACCGCCUCAGAGUCUGGUGAGGCGUCACAAAGAGCAUGCAGCUGCAAAAGUGCGUUUUCAGCUGCUGAGAAGUGAAUACAGAUGAGUCCACAUUAUGUUCAGAACAACAGCCUUACAUUUGGGAAGUGCCGUCACUGAAAACUUCAGCUCUGGAGGGAUCAGAGUGAAGCACAGCUGUGACGUUGGCUACUUCUGAUCAUGUUGCCAUCUCUUGGAGGUGUGUGAGUGUGUGUCUGUGUGGUGGCAUCAUUUUACACUGAUGUAUUUUUAGGCUUGUGUUUUUCAGCCCUGUUGAGCUAAACUGGAAUGCUGUAGUUUGGUGUGCGGGACUGGAAUCUGACAGGGAGGGAAGGAAACGGCUGUGUGUGUGUAUAGAGUGGGGCGGGGUCGUGUGGAACAUUCCUGAGCAUUUUGGACAUAUGUUGACAUCCCGGCAUCACGCCAGUCUCACUUGAGUAGAUGCAGAACAAGCAAUCAUUUAAAACUUCAACACUCAAGUCACACACACACACGUAUAUGGAUGUUUUGCAGUUUGAUGACUGAUCCUUUUUUAAAUCUUUCUUUCAAUAAGUCUUGAUGUUCUACUGAUUUUAAUGUAUUCAUUGAAUACCAUACUGUGUUGUCUAGUCCAUGGAAGUAUGAGGGGACAGUGGGUAGGGUUGGGACUCUGAUGUUAAACAGAUGCAGGGUGGGGCUUUUGCUUAUGAAUGUGAUUCUAAUGAAACAACACUUGACUUUUCUUCUUUAGUUCACUUUUGUAUUCAUUUGGGUUGAAGGAGUUAUUUUCCAUGUCAUUUGCACACGUGUUCAUUGCUGUUCAAUGGCUUAAUAAAGGCACUCACUAGGUGUUGUUUGUUAAUAAAAACCACCAGGCAGGAGCUCGCCUGUCAGUCACCUUCUGUCUUUUUUCUGUUUGGUUUGUUCACUUUGGUGCUGUCUCCCUGCUGAGUUUGAUCAUGUUUUUUUUCUGUACAUAUUAUAAAUAUAUAUAUAAUAAAACGAUGAAAACGA
Molecule: messenger RNA, 5886 nt
Organism: Chelmon rostratus (copperband butterflyfish)
Lineage: Eukaryota; Metazoa; Chordata; Actinopteri; Chaetodontiformes; Chaetodontidae
Gene: rab1ba
Product: zRAB1B, member RAS oncogene family a
Exons: 6
Coding region: 272-877 (201 amino acids)
Molecular function (GO): GTP binding; GTPase activity
Source: RefSeq, a predicted model, not a curated record